Molecule: messenger RNA, 660 nt
Organism: Letharia columbiana
Lineage: Eukaryota; Fungi; Ascomycota; Lecanoromycetes; Lecanorales; Parmeliaceae
Exons: 5
Coding region: 1-660 (219 amino acids)
Biological process (GO): protein folding; protein peptidyl-prolyl isomerization
Cellular component (GO): intracellular membrane-bounded organelle
Molecular function (GO): peptidyl-prolyl cis-trans isomerase activity
Source: RefSeq, a predicted model, not a curated record
AUGGGGCUCCUAGACAAACUCAAGCGCAAAAAUAAGGGCGACAGCAGCCAAGCAGGAAGCUCUCAGCCAUCGCAGUCUACCUACCGGCAACCUGCCCAGUCUACCACCAACCCAACGUCCGGCAUCGCCUCCACUGGCACGUCAUCUGCCUCUCCCGCCCCCGUUCCAGAGUUCUCAAACGUCUACUUCGACCUCACUGUGAACAAUGGCCCGCCGGCUAGAGUCGUCUUCAGGCUCUACAGCAAGGAAGUACCAAUUACCGCAGAAAACUUCCGCGCUCUUUGCACGAAUGAGAAGGGAUUCGGCUAUGCGGGUAGCAGCUUCCAUCGGGUUAUUCCCGGGUUCAUGCUUCAGGGCGGGGAUUUUACGAGGGGUGAUGGCACGGGCGGCAAGUCCAUCUACGGUGAUAAGUUCAAAGAUGAGAACUUUACUUUUAAGCAUGAUCGGCCUUAUCUGCUUUCAAUGGCAAAUUCUGGGCCCAAUACCAAUGGAUCGCAAUUCUUCAUCACCACUGUCCCGACGCCUCAUCUCAACGGCAAGCACACCGUUUUCGGUGAGGUGAUUGAGGGUCAAGAAUUUGUGGCUGCUAUCGAGGCUGUCGGAUCGCCUGAUGGGACACCGAGUUCGAAGAUAGUGAUUAAGGAUUGUGGAAGUCUCUGA